AUGCUCUGUUCUCAAGAACUUCUGGAUAACUGGAUCUUCUUUGUCUCAGACGUUAAUCGAGCCAAUUCUUUGUGUCGGUCUAUCAAGGACUGGAAGCUUUGGAGGGGUAAUCUUGCAAUUUUGCUUUGCUCUGUAGGCUUAUGCACAAUUAAGCUUUACGAUGAAGCCUCAUCCAGCUUUUUUCUUCUUAGGCUAAGUUUUCCUUUUUUUUCGGAGGCAGGCCUAGAUUUUUGUAUUUUCUUCAAGAGGGAGAGGAGAUUCUGUAUUCAUGAUUUCAUAGACCAAGAGUUCAGGAAGGUUUUAUGCAAAAGCUUUUUUAUUUAUAGGCUUGUCAAGCUCAACCAAUAG
This is a messenger RNA of Blepharisma stoltei, 348 nucleotides long. The record is from the annotation of a GenBank genome assembly. Lineage: Eukaryota; Ciliophora; Heterotrichea; Heterotrichida; Blepharismidae.